Stegastes partitus (bicolor damselfish) is the source of this 3552-nucleotide messenger RNA. RefSeq names its product mitochondrial Rho GTPase 1-A-like. The record is from RefSeq and is a predicted model, not a curated record. Gene Ontology annotation, cellular component: mitochondrial outer membrane. NCBI's taxonomy places the organism in Eukaryota, Metazoa, Chordata, Actinopteri, Pomacentridae. Gene Ontology annotation, molecular function: GTPase activity; calcium ion binding; GTP binding. The transcript is spliced from 20 exons. Gene Ontology annotation, biological process: mitochondrion organization. Bases 315 to 2297 code for a protein of 660 amino acids.
GUCAAGUUUGACUGACUGUCUGGCUGGUCGUAGUAGCAGCACCACUGCCUGACUGACUGACUGUAUCUGGCAGCUGAAGAGCACAGUCAUAAAAAAAUAAACACACCUCGUCGGUACUCUGGAUAUCUUCGGGUUUGUUCUCUACCGUCUGUUCCGAACCAGCGCGAACCGGAUUCGUGAUGCGAACGUAGCCGUUGAGCGAGCGAGCCGGGCCGAGGGAGAGCUGCUGGCUCUGGCCGUACCCUUCAUCCAGACCGGAGCAUAAAUGUUGCACACAGACCGGUUUGCCGACUUGGUUGACGACGCCGGAGAAGAUGCGCAAGGACGUGAGGAUUUUAUUAGUGGGAGAGCCCAAGGUGGGGAAGACGUCUCUCAUCAUGUCUCUGGUCAGCGAGGAGUUCCCAGACGUGGUUCCCUACCGAGCUGAGGAGAUCACUAUACCUGCAGAUGUCACACCAGAGAGGGUUCCCACGCACAUUGUGGACUAUUCAGAGGCAGAGCAGACAGAUGAGCAGCUGUUUCAGGAGAUCUCCAAGGCAAAUGUGAUUUGCAUUGUUUACUCUGUCAACAACAAGAAGUCCAUAGAGAAGGUGACAAGCCACUGGAUCCCCCUCAUUACUGAGAACACAGAUAAGGACAGCAGGGUUCCUCUGAUCCUGGUGGGGAACAAGUCCGACCUGGUGGAACACAGCAGCAUGGAGACCAUUCUACCCAUUAUGAACCAGUACAGUGAGAUAGAGACGUGUGUCGAGUGUUCAGCAAAGAACCUGAAGAACAUCUCAGAGCUGUUCUACUACGCCCAAAAGGCAGUUCUCCACCCAACAGGUCCCCUCUACUGUCCAGAGAAAAAAGAUAUGAAAGCACUUUGUAUAAAAGCUCUGACUCGAAUCUUCAAAGUGUCGGAUCUGGACAACGAUGGAAUUCUCAAUGAUAUUGAGCUCAACUUCUUCCAGCGGACGUGCUUCAACACCCCACUGGAGCCUCAGGCGUUAGAGGAUGUAAAAAAUGUGGUGAGGAAGAAUUUGAUUGAUGGCGUGUGUGACAACGGCCUCACUCUGCAAGGCUUCCUGUUCCUCCACACGCUGUUUAUUCAGAGAGGCCGCCAUGAAACAACCUGGACGGUGCUGAGAAGGUUCGGGUACGAUGAUGACCUGGAGUUAAAUCAGGACUAUCUCUUCCCUCCAUUGAAAGUGCCCCCAGACUGCACUACUGAGCUCAACCACAACGCCUACCUCUUCCUACAGAGCGUCUUUGACAAACAUGACAAGGACCGUGACUGUGCCUUGUCGCCAGAAGAGCUGAAGGAUUUGUUUGAUGUUUUCCCCUACAUGCCCUGGGGCCCAGAUGUCAAUAACACAGUUUGCACUAAUGACCAGGGUUGGAUCACCUACCAGGGGUACCUCUCACAGUGGACGUUAACAACGUAUCUGGAUGUCCAACGAUGUCUGGAGUAUUUAGGCUACCUUGGUUAUUCAAUAAUCGCUGAGCAGGAGUCCCAAGCAGCAGGAAUUACAGUGACCAGAGAUAAGAAGAUUGACCUGCAGAAGAAGCAGACCCAGCGCAGCGUCUUCCGCUGUAACGUCUUUGGAGACAUUGGCAGCGGCAAGAGCGGCUUCCUCCAAUCCUUCCUGGGUAGAAACCUCAUGCGCCAAAAAACAGUCAAAGAAGAGCACCGAUCCUACUAUGCCAUCAGUACAACCUAUGUUUAUGGCCAGGAGAAAUACCUUCUUCUUCAUGAAGUAUUUCCUGACUUCGAUUACCUGUCUGAUGCUGAUCUGGCCUGUGACAUUGUCUGCCUGGUCUAUGAUGUCAGCAACCCUUACUCUUUUGAGUACUGCGCCAAAGUCUUCAAGCAAUACUUCAUGGACAGCAAGACGCCAUGUAUGAUGAUCGCAGCCAAGUCAGACCUGCCUGAGAUCAAGCAGAUGUACGGCUGCAGUCCUCUGGAGUUCUGUCGCAGGCACAAGAUGCCGCCUCCUCAGUCCUUCACCUGUAACACGGCAGCAGCUCCCAGCAGAGACAUCUACACCAAACUGACCACUAUGGCCAUGUACCCCCACGCCCGGCUGCGCUGCAUGUGCACUUGUAACCGGUGCACAUUCUGCUUGUGUCAGAACUUCCUCAACUCUGAGCUGCUGCAGACGGUCAGGGCCAAACUCUACGCCGUCGUGCUCAGAAGACACGUAAGCCAAGCAGAUCUGAAGAGCUCGACAUUCUGGCUGAGAGCGAGUGUUGGCGCUACAGUGUUUGCAGUGCUGGGCUUCGCCAUGUACAGAGUGCUGCUCAAAACACGGUGAUCCUCGAGCAUCCGGAUCCAACCCUCAGUAAUCAUGGUACUUAACGGAGGCUAUUUUGACCAGUCAAAGCAUUAGGUUGUUCCAUUUGCAUUCAGCAAAUUAAACUAGUACGAAAAAUCCUUCAUGGUUCUAUAGUUCAGUGGACCCCUAUUAAAAAAAAAAAAAAAGUGCAUUUUAUUUUUAGGGGGAAAAUUGUGUGCAAUCUUGAAUAAGCAAACCUUUGUUUUUGCAUUUUCAUUCCACUGUGUUUCUCUGCUUGGAGAUAAAAGAGAAAAAUAUUUAUUUUGUACCAAAUUGCUAAUUUGCUUAAUCUGUCAUCUGCAAGAAUUUGCAAAGAAAAGAAAAUAUAUUUAUAUUUAUAUAAAAAAAAAAAAACCGAAGUUAAGCUGCUGGUGAGUCAUAGUGAGUUACAUACGAUAUAUAGCUUAUUUUUUUUUGGUUGCUUGCUGAUUGAUGAUGAACAAGUUGUUGUCGCAGAACGUGUAAUAGGGUUUGUGAGGUAUGCAGUAGAAGUGACUCCUUUUGAACAAUAUGUAAAUACUGUAUAUAUAAUAGACUGUACAUUUGUUUGUUUUUGUCCAAAAGGCCAUAUCUGAUUUGCAUUUCAAAUCACUGAUUGCAGAAAUAAUAAUUUAACAGUCUGGUCAUAAACUUGCACAAACAUUAGCUGUUAUCAUUCACACCGACAGAAAAGGGUUUUCUGUUUAUGGCCAAAUGCCUGGACACUUGUUUUUUUUUUUUUAAUGUUUGCACAUCUGAGCAAGUCAUUGUUAUAUCAGUAGAUGUGAAAGUGGAGAAUGAAGAGUUUGCUGCACUCUCUCUCUCUCUCUCUCUUGUCUUCCCAUAUUGGCCACUUUACUUUUCAUGUUUGCAUAUGUACGCGCUAAGAUACUGUAAAUUUACACCAUGAAGUUAUUGUAUCCAUUUUGAGUUUGCAUGCUUCUGAAUUUCUGGCCACAUUCCAGUGUUAAAAGAAAACAAAUACCCUGCUAACUUUUCCCCCAUUGCUUGCCAGGUUCCAGUAAUUCAGGUCUUUAAGUUUCUUGAAGUGACUGCUGCUGAACAGAGGAGACUUGGGUCAUUUGACCGUUUGUUGUGAUCCUCAGUCUCAGCUGGUCCUGGUCACAAGACAUGCAAUAAAGUGGCCCCAGAUUUGAAUUUUCAUGCAGUUACAGCUUCUUGCCACAAGGUUUAGUUCAUGUAUUCACUCAGCCCUGCCUUUCCAAACGUUUACAAUAAAUAACUAUGUCUAUAA